Messenger RNA from Pteropus alecto (black flying fox), 705 nucleotides. RefSeq names its product ependymin related 1 (gene EPDR1). Gene Ontology annotation, cellular component: extracellular region; lysosome. The record is from RefSeq and is a predicted model, not a curated record. Gene Ontology annotation, molecular function: calcium ion binding. Gene Ontology annotation, biological process: cell-matrix adhesion. The transcript is spliced from 3 exons. The coding region runs from base 1 to 705 and encodes 234 amino acids. Lineage: Eukaryota; Metazoa; Chordata; Mammalia; Chiroptera; Pteropodidae.
AUGCCAGGGCGCGCUCCUCUCCGGGGGGCCCUAAGGGCCCUAUGCGCCUGGCUGCUGGGUGGCUUCUGGGUCUGGGCGCUGGGCGGCCUCUACGGCCCAGGGGCGGCGGCGCUGCGAGCCGGGGCUUGGGGCAAUCCAGGGGCGCCGCGCCCCUGCCAGGCGCCGCAGCAGUGGGAGGGGCGCCAGGUACUAUACCGGCAGAGCAGCGGGCGCAACAGCCGGGCGCUGCUCUCUUACGACGGGCUCAACCAGCGCGUCCGGGUGCUGGACGAGAGGAAGGCGCUCAUUCCCUGUAAGAGAUUGUUUGAAUAUAUUUUGCUCUAUAAAGAUGGAGUGAUGUUUCAGAUUGAACAAGCCACCAAACAGUGCUCCAAGAUCAUCCUGACGGACCCCUGGGACCCUCUUGACAUUCCCCAGAACUCUACCUUUGAGGACCAGUACUCCAUAGGCGGGCCACAGGAGCAGAUUACUGUCCAGGAGUGGUCUGACAGAAAGUCAGCAAGAUCAUAUGAAACCUGGAUUGGCAUUUAUACAAUCAAAGAUUGCUAUCCUGUCCAGGAAACCUUCACCAAAAAUUAUAGUGUGUUAUUGUCCACACGGUUUUUCGACAUACAACUGGGCAUUAAAGACCCCUCGGUGUUUAUUCCCCCAAGCACGUGCCAGACAGCCCAGUUGGAGAGGAUGAGCAAGGACUGCGCCUGGUAA